This is a messenger RNA of Anarrhichthys ocellatus (wolf-eel), 4058 nucleotides long. RefSeq names its product isthmin 2b (gene ism2b). Lineage: Eukaryota; Metazoa; Chordata; Actinopteri; Perciformes; Anarhichadidae. The coding region runs from base 555 to 1973 and encodes 472 amino acids. The record is from RefSeq and is a predicted model, not a curated record. The transcript has 6 exons.
GUGCACACACAAACACGCACGCAUCCACUCGAACUCGUGGAUGAACUUCAGCUGGAUAAUGGAUUAACGCAGCAGACAGAUAGCAAAAACGAACCGCAUACUAUUAACUCCAGAUGUCAAUGUAUUGGAAGAAAACACCCACCCACGACGGAAUGACUCACAGUUUGAAGUAGUUGAAUAAGCGAGCGUCGGUGCGGACGGAGAGAUUCUGCGUGGGGUAUUUAACUUCCUUCUGGUACUUAAAGCUCUACCAACUGUGUUUUUAUGGGGAAGAGAAGCGCUGUGCUCGACCCGCCAUACGGACUGGACUGACGGUUGCUGCGCGAGGCACUGGUACCAGAUAUGGAUAGCGCGCGGGAUACCUCUGGGCGCUGCUGCGCAUCUUCAUAAAGUGCGACACUUUGAGACUGACAACGCCGAAGACUUCAUUUGUCCUGAGUCCAGUUGCUGACAAACGGAGGACCAGGUGGACCCAACCAACACUCUCAUUUAGGUUUGAGAGAAACCUCCAAAGAACUUUACACAUCCUCACAGGAAGCUUAGAAGUAGAGAACAUGUGUCAAGAGGUCGCGAGGAGAUGCCCCGCGCUGCUGCUGGCUGUGUCGCUGCUCCUCGUGGGUUCGGGGACCGGGUUUCCGACCAGACUCAAGAACGCUGCUCACAAGGCUCAUGGCCACCCGAUUCACAGCGGUGGGGUCCAAUAUGUGCCUGAGGCUUUGGAGCAGCAGAACCAAGUCCAGAGUCUCCUGUCUGAGCCCCACAGCCACCAGAGGAGGUGGUCCCACCCCCAGCACCGCUCCGUUGGUAUUCUUCCACAGCCCGAGCCUGAGGAGGAGACCAAACCCUUCAUCCUGGACCUCAAGAACUUUCCAGACCUGGCCAAUGCUGACAUCAACUCACAGAACCCCAACAUACAGGUAACCAUUGAGGUGGUGGACGACCCUCAGAUGGAGGUAGAGAUGGACCUUGCCAAGGAAAAAGACUGGCUACCUUCUUCUUCCUCCUCACCCUCCUCCACAGUGGAUUGGCUCGGAGGCAAGAAGCUUUUCUGGCCUCUUUUUUGGAGUUACACCGACAGCGAUUCCAGCGAGGACAGCAACAGCCGGUCAGGCAUGGAGGAAACUGGCGAGGAAGAGGAGGAGGAUUACUCCCUGGAUUACGGUAGUGAAGAGCCAUUACCCAGCGGAGUGGGCGGAGACUGGGAUACACGUUGGAACGAAGGCUGGGAUCCAAUGCAGAGCUACUAUGAGAAGGAGACAGAUGAGUGGACUCCCUGGUCUCCGUGUUCAGUGACAUGUGGAAACGGUGAGAGGAAGAGGACUAAAUCCUGUGGCUACUCCUGCACUCUGACAGAAGCCUCCAAGUGUGACCUGGAGCCUUGUCCUGGUGAUGUCAACACUGUGGUAGAGCCUUUCCCUUUUGAGAUGGAGAAUGGUACAGAGCCAUUUGGUACAGAUGUGGACAGCUGUGAGAAGUGGCUCAACUGUAAGAGCGAGUUCCUCCAGAGGUACCUCCACCAGAUGUUGUCUGAGCUGCCCAGCUGCCCCUGCUCCUUCCCCUCUGAAGUGGCGUACACUGUGGUCAGUAUCUACGAUGAGAACCACGGUCGACAGUUCCGCUGGCGUGACGCCAGCGCCCCCAAGGAGCGCCUGGACAUCUACAAGCCGUCAGCGCGUAGCUGCAUCCGCUCAGCACUUUCCGGCGACUCAUCUACUCUCGCAGCGCAGCACUGUUGUUAUGGUGAUCGUGGCCGGCUGAUCACGCGUGGGAAAGGUGCAGGAAUGCCUAACCUGAUCAGCACUGAGUUUUCACCUGAGCUGCACUUUAAAGUUGACGUGCUGCCUUGGAUUCUCUGCAAGGGAGACUGGAGUCGCUUCCAUGCUGUGCGGCCACCAAAUAAUGGAUUGAGCUGCGCAGAAAACCCCCAUGAAGACGUGUUCAUGAAUGAACUGGAAGAGGCCAGGGAGUACUGAGGGACCACAGCCAAAACUACCACUUCACUCAGAGAGUCAGGGGGCCCAAUCCUAAUUUGAGAGGAGACUGUGUUCUUUAAAAGUCAUGAAAUGUUACAUCUGAACCAUCAUGCAUUAACCGAGCACUGACGCAGAGGAAAUGCACAUUUGUGGUUAGGAUGGUAAAGUGUGGCUGUCUCAAGUUAGGAUUUGGCAGAGUGUCCUGAUAUCAGGCUCCACUGAACUGAACUGAAUUACAAGAAUGGAAAAAAAUGCAGUGUUCUCCCAUCGCUUGCCAACCUGUUUCACAUCUGGCAUAACAACAAGGUCUCUCUUUAUAUUCACACUCUCCUGGGUGCGUGUUAGCAUGAUGUCUACAUACUGGCUUUUUGAUGAUGAUUGACAAUAGCAACAUAUGGUAAACAUCCAGAUAAUGCUUCUCGUAGGCUUUACAUUAGAAAACCAAUAAAUGUGGGCUGGUUAUAUUGAUGAAGCAAACACACGUAUGGGAAGAGUCCAACAGAAGAAUAUCCCAAUUAUGCUGCUACAAUAUAAAAUCCUUCAGGUUUUACAAAGGUAUUAACAAGACAACAGGACAUCGGGAAACCCAAAAGAUGCCACCUGCAUUACCAGUAAUCUACAUUUCAGCCAUUCUUUUGGGACACAAAAAAUGUAGUAAUGUUAGAAGAAUUUAAGAUCUCACAGAGAGGUAAGCUACAAGGAUUAGAAACAUUGUGCUGUCUGCUGAGAAUUCUGAGAAUAUCCCAUUAGCAUUAAUGGUCCUGGAACAGCACAUUUGAUUGAAAAUGUUUUGUCACACAGAUUGAUUUCAUAUGUUUCCUCACAUUUUAACAACCAGGAAGAUAUAUGAUCUGGGUGCCAAAGAGUUAAAAAUCAGAUUUGCGUAAAUCCAGCUCCCAAAUCUCUAUGGCGCAAAUGUAGGAAAUAUUCUGUUCUACAGUGAGUGGAUUGUGCUCAUAGAUCUCUACAAUGUUCUCAGGGGGACUAACUGACCAUGAUAAACUCAUUUGUUACAUUACAGUCACUUAGCAGACGCUUUUUUAUCCAAAGCGACUUACAAUUCUAUCCUCUAAUCCUAUCACAUUCACACACCGUAGGCACAGCUACGGGAGACAUUCGUUCAUUUAUCUCGGCAGCCGAGCACUAUUGGAACUAGUACAAAGUGUUUUGGGAGGAAGAUUAGGAGAAGCGUAUCGGAUGUCUAAUCCUGAUUGUAAUUGAUGAACAGAUAAUGCUUUUUGUGCAGUUUCAAAUAUAAAUUGGAACCCUUAGAACUGAAUAGUUGAUGCAUUGUGUGUGGUAGAAAGAUGCCAUUGAUACUUAAACUGUUGGCUUAGGGUCCUUGGGUUUAUGAACAUAAGUUGAUUGGAUAGAAAGGACAGUCCUACUUAAAUAAUAAACCCUGAGAGGUCAUGCAGUUGGAGCUUUUACCCUAGAGGGCAGGGUAAGGAAACAUGGAAGUAGUCACCUUUAGCAAAUACCUCAUAAGAUAUAGUGCAAAGGAUUGAAAAAAUAUGUUGAGCAUAAUUAGAAUAGUUUUUAGCAUUGCAGCAGUAGCCGUGUUAACACUCUGCACCUCACACAGUGGCAGUGUUGUUAAACGUACACAUUAAAUACCUUCAGAUUUCAGGACUGCACUUUCUAUCCAGUCUUAUUCUAUGGGUGUUCACUCCAAACCUUUUCAGGAAUUCUGCCUCCAGAUGUGUAGAACAUACAUUUACAUUUUGGAAUCAAAAAAUUUUGGAAUUAAAAAGGAAGGCACUUUAUUUAAGAUAUAUAUACACAAAAGAUUUAUUGAAAUCACGACUCAUGUUGGCCAUUUGUUGAUGAUAGUGUUAUUGUGAAGGGAAACGCGUCAGAAAUACUGCAUUGUUCUAUGAAAGUGCACAUAUCAAGUGUUCUGUUGAGGAAAGCAUGAUCUUGUUGUGAUUUCUGAAUCUAGUAUUACAUGGUGUUGUACAGUAUUUAUUUGUCUGUUCUCUUUUUUAAGUUUGCUGAAGCUUUGAAAUGUCUCUCUACUCAACAUGGUGCACUAAUCUGAUGCAGAAAUGAAGGCACCCAUUAUCAAAAGGGAAACCACUUGCC